This is a messenger RNA of Gastrolobium bilobum, 2023 nucleotides long. RefSeq names its product pentatricopeptide repeat-containing protein At2g30780. NCBI's taxonomy places the organism in Eukaryota, Viridiplantae, Streptophyta, Magnoliopsida, Fabales, Fabaceae. The transcript is spliced from 4 exons. Bases 277 to 1797 code for a protein of 506 amino acids. The record is from RefSeq and is a predicted model, not a curated record. Gene Ontology annotation, molecular function: mRNA binding; protein binding.
ACCCACCUCAUUGACCAUCAGAUUGCGUUCAUCAUCGCUGUGGGUCAAACUGAAAUCACCGACCGUACAGUUCGAGUACCUCGUCGGUCUGAGCUUGCAAAAGUUGGCGCUCACCGAAGCUAUUGGCCAACGUAGAAGAAGGGCUGGAAAGGAUGGCACUUGUUAAAUCCUUAGCUGUAGUCAAAGACACUUGCUGAUUUUGAAUUUUUGGCAGCACCUUAAUUUGAUGGAGGGUUUCUUCUCUGUAAAACCCUAGACAAAUCUCGAGCAGUGACAAUGAAGCGAAUGCGGAGAUUUUCUGCAGAUGCAGCGCAAGCUGAGUUGUUAUUAUCCCAAUUCGAUGGAAUCUCUCUCUCCUCAAAUCCCAAAGCCAUUCACCCUUUCACCACCACUAUGUCUUAUGGGUCAACCCGCAAGGUCAACACUUUGCAAAACAAGGUAUCAGGCAUCGUUUCCUUGUUCACUGCAAAGCCUGGCUUUUCUCACAAAGAGGAACUCACCCAAAAAGUCACGAUUUUGAGGAACGAAUUGGUUCAGGAAGCCUCGGACUCUAUUAGGGUUCGUAAGAUUUUGGACGAGAAUUCUAAUUCGCUAAGUGGGUCUCACCCCGGUGGAUCCGCAUUGCUUGAGCUUUUGCAUCAGUUGGAUUCAUGGCCUUCCCUGGCCCUUGAGGUGUUUGAUUGGAGAAGAAAGAGCUCUGAUGUUGGCACCUCCAUGACUACUUAUGAGUACUCUAAGGGUAUAAAAGUUGCAGGUAGAUCUAGGAAUGUUGAUCUUGCGGUUGAGAUCUUUAAGGAGGCUGCAAGCAAGGGCCAUAAGACAACCAGCACUUAUAAUGCAUUGAUGGGUGCUUUUAUGUUCAAUGGUCAUGCUGAAAGGUGCCAGUCCUUGUUUUGUGAUAUGAAGAAUGAUGCAGCCUGCGAUCCUUCCAUUGCCACAUACAAUAUUCUUGUAUCUGUUUUUGGUCGCUUGUUGUUGGUUGAUCAUAUGGAAGCAACAUUCAAGGAGAUGAAGAAGCUAGAUUUCUCCCUUAAUAUAAGCACUUAUAAUCAUUUAAUUGUUGGUUAUAUCGCAGCAUGGAUGUGGGAUGAUAUGGAAAAAGUUUUUCUUGAGUUAAAGUCAAGCCAUGUCAAGCCUAACUUGAAGACCUACCUGCUGAUGCUUCGCGGAUAUGCGCUUUCCAGUAAUCUAGAGAAGAUGGAAGAGACAUAUUCCUUGGUAAGGGAUCAUGUAAAUGAACAAGAAAUACAGCUGAUUAGGUCUAUGAUAUGUGCCUAUUGUAAAAGUUCUGAAGCAGAUAGAAUUAAGAAAGUAGAGGUAUUGUUGAAGUUUAUCCCAGAAGUAGAGUACAGGCCAUGGUUAAAUGUGUUGUUGAUUAGGCUCUAUGCUCAGGAAGACUGUUUAGAGGAAAUGGAGAAUGCAAUAAAUGAGGCAUUUGAGCACAGAACCCCUGUAACAACUACUGGUAUUAUGAAAUGCAUAAUUGCAACUUAUUUUCGGUACAAUGCUGUAGAAAAGCUAGAAACUUUUAUUAGUCGUGCUGAAUUUGCUGGGUGGAGAAUAUGCCGCAGCUUAUAUCAUUGUAAGCUGGUCAUGUAUGGGUCACAAAAGCGCUUUGAGGAAAUGCCAAGAGUGGUCGAUGAAAUGGAAAGUGUCAACAUUGAUUGCUCAAAAAAAUCAUUGUGGAUAAUGUACAGAGCUUAUCUGCUUGGUCGUCAGAGAUCCAUGGUUCUGAAAAUAUUGGGUCAGAUGUUCAAGCAUGGUUAUGAAAUUCCCUUGGAUGCAUUUCCGUCAUAAGAUAUAUUGUCUGAGUCGAUUUGUAAACUCAAUUCAGUAGAUUAAUGUGAAGAUGUUCAUUAUGCUUGCUAGUCAAUUUGUCAACUCAAAAGUCUACUGCUGUAGAUUUAAUCUGAUAGUUUAUGUUUUAUGUUCACCAGCACCAACACAUCCUGGUUGAAGGGAUGCACCUUAAACUUUCCCUUAGAAUUGGAAUUAUUUUAUUAAUUUAUAUUUUGAAUGGUAU